Messenger RNA from Calidris pugnax (ruff), 513 nucleotides. RefSeq names its product probable ATP-dependent RNA helicase DDX56. Bases 55 to 513 code for a protein of 152 amino acids. Lineage: Eukaryota; Metazoa; Chordata; Aves; Charadriiformes; Scolopacidae. The record is from RefSeq and is a predicted model, not a curated record. The transcript has 3 exons.
CCCUCCCCGUGGUCCCAGGUGACGCUGUGUCCCCCGGAGCCCCAGCUCCCCAGUAUGUCCCAGUUGUCCCAGUUCGUGGUGCGGUGCGGGACGGAGGAGGACAAGUUCCUGCUGCUCUACGCCCUGCUCAAGCUGCGGCUGCUGCGGGGCCGGGCCCUGCUCUUCGUGGCCACGCUGGCCCGUGGCUACCGCCUCAAGCUCUUCCUCGACCAGUUCGGCAUCCCCGCCUGCGCCCUCAACGCCCAGCUCCCCGCACGCUCCCGGUGCCACGUCAUCGCCCAGUUCAACCGGGGCAUCUACGACUACAUCGUGGCCACCGACGAGGAGGCCCCGGCCCUGCCCGCGGGGCACCCCCCCGGCAAGAGGCGCAGGGGCACGGGCCAGAGGUGCCACGUCAUCGCCCAGUUCAACCGGGGCAUCUACGACUACAUCGUGGCCACCGACGAGGAGGCCCCGGCCCUGCCCGCGGGGCACCCCCCCGGCAAGAGGGGCAGGGGCACGGGCCAGAGGUGA